This is a messenger RNA of Linum trigynum, 6981 nucleotides long. Lineage: Eukaryota; Viridiplantae; Streptophyta; Magnoliopsida; Malpighiales; Linaceae. The record is from the annotation of a GenBank genome assembly.
CUACUUAUUAGGAACAAAAUUGAAAGAGGAAAAAAAGCCGUUUACUGGACUCCGUAACAUAUUGGGUUAAUCAGUGCCAGGCCAUGGCCCAUAGCAUUGGGCCAGAAGUCCAAAACUCUUAGCAGUUAGCGCCGUCGAAAGAAAAUAAAAUAACCAAAAACUUUCUCAAAUCGAACAUCGCCAGUUCCACACUGGUGCAUAGUCGGUCCGUUAAACCCUAAAAAACCUUCGAAUCCAACAAUCAGCUUCGCUGACUCCAACACCAUUUCCCUUCCUAAUUCUUUCUCACUGCUCCCUCCAUUGAAAUUCUCCCGAGCCUUGGGGACAAGCUUACCGCCGUUUCCGCCAUGUAUCUCUACAGUCUCACGCUUCAGCGAGCCACCGGCGUGGUGGCCGCCAUUAACGGAAGCUUCUCCGGCGGAAAGUCCCAGGAAAUCGUCGUUGCGCGGGGAAAGCUUCUGGAUCUCCUCCGUCCGGACGACACCGGUAAGCUCCAAACCAUUCUCUCCGUCGAAAUCUUCGGUGCUAUUCGCUCCUUAGCUCAGUUCAGGCUUACUGGAUCUCAGAAGGAUUACAUCGUCGUUGGCUCCGAUUCCGGGAGGAUUGUGAUUUUGGAGUACAACAAGGAGAAGAAUGUGUUCGAUAAAGUUCACCAGGAGACGUUUGGAAAGUCCGGGUGCAGGAGGAUAGUUCCUGGUCAGUACUUGGCGGUUGACCCCAAGGGGAGGGCGGUGAUGAUUGGAGCCUGCGAGAAGCAGAAGUUGGUCUAUGUGUUGAACAGGGAUACUGCAGCUAGGUUAACCAUAUCCUCGCCCUUGGAGGCGCAUAAGUCACACACCAUUGUUUACCACAUUUGUGGGGUUGAUUGUGGGUUUGAUAAUCCAAUAUUUGCGGCUAUUGAGUUGGAUUAUUCGGAGGCUGACCAGGAUGCAACUGGGCAGGCUGCAAAUGAGGCACAGAAGAAUUUGACUUUUUAUGAACUUGAUUUGGGGCUUAAUCACGUUUCUCGGAAGUGGUCUGAGCCUGUCGAUAACGGUGCUAAUAUGCUUGUUACGGUUCCUGGUGGUGGAGAUGGGCCAAGUGGAGUGUUGAUUUGCGCUGAAAAUUUUGUUAUUUACAAGAAUCAAGGACAUCCUGAUGUGAGGGCAGUGAUCCCUAGGCGUGCUGAUUUGCCUGCCGAGCGUGGUGUGUUGAUAGUUUCUGCAGCAACUCAUAAGCAGAAGUCCAUGUUCUUCUUCUUGUUGCAGACCGAGUAUGGGGACAUUUUUAAAGUUACCCUAGAGCAUGAGAAUGACAAGGUUUCAGAGAUCAAAAUCAAGUAUUUUGAUACGAUUCCAGUGACAGCUUCAAUGUGUGUGAUGAAAUCAGGCUUUCUAUUUGCUGCAUCGGAGUUUGGAAAUCAUGCUUUGUAUCAGUUUCAGGCUAUUGGUGAGGACCCAGAUGUGGAGGCCUCUUCAGCUACUUUGAUGGAAACUGAGGAGGGCUUCCAGCCCGUGUUUUUCCAGCCAAGGGGAUUAAAGAAUCUUGUUAGAAUUGACCAGGUUGAGAGCUUGAUGCCUAUUAUGGACAUGAAAAUCGUUAAUCUUUUUGAUGAAGAAACACCUCAGAUCUUUACCCUUUGUGGCCGAGGACCUCGGUCAUCCUUGAGGAUUUUGAGGCCUGGUUUAGCUGUAAGCGAAAUGGCUGUGUCUCAGCUUCCUGGUGUGCCAAGUGCAGUUUGGACUGUGAAAAAGAAUGCCAGCGAUGAAUUUGAUGCAUACAUUGUUGUGUCAUUUACUAAUGCAACUCUGGUUCUCUCUAUCGGGGAGACAGUUGAGGAAGUUAGUGAUAGUGGGUUUCUUGAUACUACUCCUUCCCUUGCUGUUUCUCUGAUUGGUGACGAUUCUUUAAUGCAAGUUCACCCAAAUGGUAUUAGGCAUAUCAGGGAAGAUGGGCGUAUUAACGAGUGGAGAACUCCUGGAAAGAGGACGAUUGUGAAAGUUGGCUCCAAUAGACUUCAAGUGGUUAUUGCUUUAAGUGGUGGGGAGCUUAUUUAUUUUGAGGUGGACAUGACGGGUCAACUAAUGGAGGUGGAAAAGCAUGAGAUGUCUGGAGAUGUGGCUUGUUUGGACAUUGCCCCUGUUCCUGAAGGAAGACAGAGGUCAAGGUUCCUUGCAGUUGGUACAUAUGACAACAUUAUUCGUAUAUUGUCUUUGGAUCCUGAUGACUGCAUGCAGAUCCUGAGUGUGCAAAGUGUUUCGUCAAUUCCAGAAUCUCUUCUAUUCCUUGAGGUGCAGGCGUCUAUAGGUGGUGAAGAUGGAGCUGAUCAUCCAGCUAAUCUCUUCCUCAAUGCUGGAUUGCAGUCUGGGGUUCUGUUUAGGACAGUGGUGGAUAUGGUGACAGGCCAGCUUUCUGAUUCUCGAUCCCGAUUCUUGGGGUUGAGGGCUCCAAAGCUCUUCUCAAUAGCUGUGAGAGGUCGCCGUGCAAUGCUAUGUUUGUCAAGUCGACCCUGGCUUGGCUAUAUUCACCAGGGGCAUUUCCUGCUAACGCCACUUUCGUAUGAGACUCUUGAAUAUGCUGCUUCGUUCUCAUCUGAUCAAUGUGCUGAAGGUGUUGUUGCUGUUGCUGGCGAUGCACUCAGGAUUUUCACUAUCGAGAGGUUGGGUGAAACAUUUAAUGAAACUGCAAUUCCUCUCAGGUACACUCCUAGGAAGUUUGUAAUUCAACCCAAGCGGAAGCUUCUGGUUAUUGUUGAGAGUGAUCAGGGAGCCUAUACAGCAGAGGAACGUGAAGCUGCUAAAAAAGAGUGUUUUGAGGCUGCUGGUAUGGGGGAAAAUGGAACUGCCAACGAGCAGAUGGAGAAUGGUGAUGAUGAAGACAAAGAGGACCCCCUCUCAGAUGAGCAAUAUGGUUACCCCAAGGCAGAGUCUGAUAAGUGGGUAUCUUGCAUUAGGGUUCUGGACCCUAGGUCAGCAACCACGACCUGUCUGCUUGAACUUCAGGACAGUGAAGCUGCAUUCAGUGUAUGCACGGUUAAUUUCCAUGAUAAGGAACAUGGUGCUCUUUUGGCAGUUGGUACAGCAAAGGGGUUGCAGUUCUGGCCAAAGAAAACGUUAGUUGCUGGAUUCAUUCACAUUUAUAAAUUUGUGGAUGAAGGGAGAAGCCUAGAGCUUUUGCACAAGACACAAGUGGAAGGCGUCCCAGUUGCUUUGUGCCAGUUCCAAGGUAGAUUACUGGCUGGAAUAGGCUCUACACUCAGACUAUAUGACUUGGGGAAGAAGAGGUUGCUGAAGAAAUGUGAGAACAAGCUUUUCCCAAACACGAUUAUUUCUAUUCAGGCCUACCGCGAUCGCAUUUACGUGGGCGACAUCCAAGAGUCUUUCCACUUCUGCAAGUAUAGGCGGGAUGAGAAUCAGCUCUACAUAUUUGCUGAUGAUAGCGUCCCAAGGUGGCUUACAGCAUCACAACAUGUAGAUUUUGAUACCAUGGCGGGUGCAGACAAGUUUGGGAACAUCUAUUUUGCUAGAUUGCCUCAGGAUGUGUCUGAUGAGAUAGAGGAAGAUCCGACUGGUGGGAAGAUAAAGUGGGAGCAAGGAAAGCUUAACGGAGCUCCUAACAAGGUCGAAGAAAUAGUCCAGUUUCAUGUAGGUGAUGUGGUUAGUAGUGUCCAAAAGGCAUCUUUGAUUCCUGGUGGAGGAGAGUGCAUCAUAUAUGGCACAAUGAUGGGUAGCUUGGGGGCAUUGCUGCCAUUCAAUUCUAGGGAUGAUGUCGACUUCUUCUCACACUUGGAAAUGCACUUGAGACAAGACCAUCCACCAUUGUGUGGAAGGGACCAUAUGGCCUACAGAUCUUCUUAUUUCCCUGUUAAGGAUGUGAUUGAUGGAGAUCUGUGUGAACAGUUCCCCACGUUGCCUAUUGAUGUACAGAAGAAAAUUGCUGAUGAGUUGGAUAGAACUCCAGGGGAGAUACUGAAGAAACUCGAGGAAGCGCGAAACAAGAUCGUUUGAGGCAUGUUUGUGCUUUUGUAUGGAUAUGUACGAGUUUGUAAUCUUGGACAUGAUGUGCUGCUGGGUCAUGUUAUGCGAUGCAUUCUCAUUUAAUGAGUUGCUGCACAACAAUCAUAGUGGUUUGGAAUCACUUCCCAGAAUCGCUCGAGGCCAGAAUCGCUCGAGGAUCAGGUAGGUAGUUUAUUACAAACUUGUAACCUGGAAUUGGCUGAUUCAAAAAGAAUAGCUUGGGACUUGGGAGGACCCUCACUUGAGAAUUGAGAUGCCAUUGCUAGUGUUGUUGGAAUUGCCAAAAUUUUCUUUUAAUCUCCUCCUGUAGUCUACAAGAUGUCGGGAUUUGUUACUGAAUAGUUUCUUAGUUGAUGAUUCUGUCUUGAAUCUUGAUUGCAGUAUGUAAAUUACUUCUUUCGAAACAAACUCUUGCCUAUUGGGUUUCAGUAGUCUUCCUUAGCCUGUUGUUCGGCUAAAUGAGUUGGCUCUCUUCAUAUUUUUUGGCAAAAUAGUAAAAUACACUUCUAUGGCCAUAAUUGUAAGUACCCUCCCUCCCUCUUUAAGUUUUUUAUUCUAGAUUAGCAGUUCUGAAUUCUGAUAACUGGCGUAACUGUAAGUAUUGAAGCUGUACCUGUGUACAUAAUCUGGCAUUGUACACAAUCCGGACGAACAGUUCUGGAAAAUAUGCACUCCCUCGUUGGCAAAUCGGCCACUCCGGGCUAUCUUCAGAAACUCACCUAUCUCUCUUGGAACCACCACAAAAUCCAUCAAGCACAUCGAUACGGUCCGCGCUUUACACGUUCAGUUCCCACAACUUUGUGGAGGUUGACAUGCAGAUAUGCCCCUGCAGGAGAAGCUGGAGCUGCUCCCAGAGAUUGAGAGAGCCUUUGUUCAUCUCGAGUAUGAGUACUCUUACCAACCCGAGCAUGCUCGAUCGAUCAUAAGCAGCAGCAGCAGCCAGUAAGGUGAUUUAAUAUGAGCUUCAUUCCAUCAUAUAGGCCACAAUAGUAGUUAGAAUUAAACUUGAAUCCUGUUGCUGCUUAUGAUUGAGCAUGCUCGAGCUUGUUAGAGUCGAAAUAAGGCGCGUAAAAAAGGCUGUAGUUUCAUAAACCAGCCCUCUUUUUUUCAUUCACUCACACGUAAUCAGAGGCACGGACUUUCUUUUCCCUUAUUUUUUUGCUUAAUUCAGAAGAGAGGGGGAACCAAUUGUAGCCAACAUAACUUACACAUACAUGCCUGCUUUAUAUGGUUGAUCAAGCAACGAUGAGAGGGGGAAGCAAUUGAUCAAGUUGCCAAUGGUUUCCCAGCAAGAAAUGCAGCAAAUGAAGUGAGUGAUCUCUUUGGUGAAGUAUAAUGAGGCCAUGUGUGAGGCUCUUCUAAGGGUUUCAUCCAUAUGCAAGCUUAUUGUUCUCACCAUAGACUUGUGCCAUCCACCAACUUGAAAACAUUCAGUAGGAGAGUGAUUUCAUGAACAGAUACUUGAUUUAGAAAAGAAGUAAUGCAGCAAUUUCUGUAGUUGACCUGUUCGUCAUGAUCCAGACUUGUAAGGCACAGUAGUGUAAUCCCGUCUGUUCGUAGAGCUGGAAGACUAGAUCUCUUGCCCUUAUGAAUGGGAUUUCUGCAUCUUGAUCACCGCUGUAAACCGGUACUCGAAUGCCUGAAUCCACCAAUGACCCCAGUACUCCAAUGAUUGGAUUCUCGAAGUUGCUGUCACCAUACUUAAUGCGGUUGCAGUUUGAUUAAAAGUAUCAAUGUCCAGUUUUCAUGAAGAGCAAGCUGAGUGUAACAAUAAUCAUUAAGAUUAAGAAUACUCUGUUGUAGGUGACAAGAUUAAGUCACUGUUCUAUACUGGGAGCAAGCACUCCAAUUUCUGAUGGCUACAAUUACUUGAAAAUCUUUCUUGUUCAAUUACUUGUUCAUCUCCAACACGAAGGUCCAACACGGUGGUUGAAUGUGGAAGAAAUUGGCUUCGCACCUUCUGCUAUUUAUGAUGAAUUUAUCUAUGUGUAUGGGAGUUUUUACCACACUGGAAGGAACUAUAUAUGAAAAUCCAUGGAAGGAACCAGAAUUAGUAAUUAGUUCUUCUUGUUUAGGACAACUGAUAUCAAAAGAGUAUAUUGUGUGCAUUACUUUGGACUUCAGAACAAGUAUUAGGUAUAUGCUAAUUAGGGUAAUUCCAAGUUAUAAGAACAGAAUUAUGAGGAAAAUAGAUAGCUAAUAUAAGUGAUAAUGUACCAAGCCGAAAUCAUUAAACUGAGAAUUGGGUAGGGGCCGCGCGAACGCAGGCCCCCUCUGCCACAAAUUAUGACGUAGGCUCUCCCUCAUUGGGGAGACCUUAGCCCAGCACCCCUCCGCAAAGUGCAAUGGAGGUCACUAUACUAGACCACAAGCCUUAUUGAUAGCUCGUAGAUCCCGUCAAGGUAAGUAUGUUGCAUAGUAGCACCAAGCUCUCAUUUUAUACUUCUUUUUCAUUCUAAACUUCCUCUCCGACCGAUGUGGUAUUUCCACCCCCUCUCUGAGCUUCUUCCACAUCAAUUCUUUGCAACUUUUCACAAUGUGAAAAUAUAUAUAGCAUGACAGUUGUGAUUAAUUUUCUUACCACUAUUGCUACCCAUAAAUGAGAAAUGUUUUGAGUAUUACAAAGGCUGAUAAGUAUAACGAAGUUGAAACUACUCAAAACUCGAGAUUCCAUGUCAUUCACAGGUUUCAAAAAAGCUGAUGGCUUUUGCAUAUCCAACAUUCUUUGGAACUAAGGGAUCGUUUGGAAGUUGCGAAUGUUAAAUCGUUGCAUUAUAAUGAAUCACCAUAAUAUAAAUGCGUGUAUUGAUACAAUGGGUGCAUUUUAACAAUACAUUGUUUGGUUGUUGAGAUUUUACUUUAUGCAUUGAUUUACAUAAUAUUACUUUUAUGGGUAAAUGUCACAUUUACCCUCAACUUUUAGAACAAGACAAAAACUAUUGGGGAUAUCAAUGGAAAGAUUGUAUAAUACAUCAUUUUUUGUGAU